This is a messenger RNA of Protopterus annectens (West African lungfish), 12001 nucleotides long. RefSeq names its product cholinergic receptor nicotinic alpha 7 subunit (gene CHRNA7). The record is from RefSeq and is a predicted model, not a curated record. Gene Ontology annotation, molecular function: transmembrane signaling receptor activity; acetylcholine-gated monoatomic cation-selective channel activity. Lineage: Eukaryota; Metazoa; Chordata; Ceratodontiformes; Protopteridae. The transcript has 10 exons. Bases 1030 to 2538 code for a protein of 502 amino acids. Gene Ontology annotation, cellular component: postsynaptic membrane; neuron projection; synapse. Gene Ontology annotation, biological process: nervous system process; regulation of membrane potential; monoatomic ion transmembrane transport.
CGGCAUCAGUAGGCGUCCAGUGAAUGUCAGUGCAAAUACAGUAGUCGUUACAUUUAAGGGUAGUGAUGAGUCCAUGUAAUUAUACUAUAGUACUGAAGUAAGGAAGGGGUGUGCAGCCUUCCCAUCGGCUAUUUCCCAAAACUUAGCAAACCAGAGUGAAACUUGGUAGUGACAGGUAUGUAUGAAAGACCAGAGACUGAUUCUCUUGCAAGUUCAAACAUUUUUUUAAUAUUUUGAAGGAGACCAUCAAGCAGCAUUCCAUCGAAGUCAAAUUAUUAUGUUUCUAGAAAGCAAUCCCUUCAACAGCAUGAUUUCUCUGAAGAUGUAGAAACUGCAGUCAAUCUGCGGAGUCUUGCCUAGAGGUUACGCAUAACUGCAUUUUCUGACUUCGGGUCAGGUGUACAUAAUCUUAUAUAUAUAUGUAGUCGGUCCAAACGAUUAGAUACGCAACGGUGUUUGCACUUUUAGUCUGCUGCGCACUCUGCCUCCAUCCUCAGCUGCGUGUGCCAAUUUCUGACAUUUGACCCGAUGCUUUCCGCUACAUUGGUAGGCGUCUACUUGCACGAUGUUGGAUAUACUUGCUGCUGAGGAAGGCAGUUUAAGAGAUUUGAGGGCAGCAUUAUUACAAUAAAUCAGCAAGAAAACGAAUAAGAAAGGGGCGGUCGCGCAAAAUGACUUGGAAAAAGGAGGAGAGCAUGUGUUUGUUGGAGACGACAGGGCGCCAACGGUACACUCCCCCCCAGCUCAGAUAACAUCUGAAAAAAAAAUGAAGCAUCGGACUCCACCAUCUAUAGAAAGCUUUGCUGAGCUCAUUGUGUCAGUUAACUGUCAAAGAAUUUCGGCAAGGAUUUUUUUACCCUUUUUGGUGUACUGCUUGAGGGAGCCGCCCGCUAUUUAAACGGAAUCAGAACGGGCACCCUUUUCCACUACGCGCAACUGGGACCACCUCUCUGAAUCAUCACUGGGGAAAAGCAGAAUUAACUUGUUUUUAAGCCUGAACAUUCCUAAUUGACAUUUGUGUUUUAAACAAUGGGAUAUAUGAACAUUAAUUUGUGCGUAAUUGGAAUAACCUGCUUAAUAACUGUCUCCAUGCAAGGUGAAUACCAGAGAAAGCUGUAUAAAGAUCUGUUGGAGAACUACAACCCUCUGGAAAGACCAGUUGCCAAUGAUUCACAGCCUCUUAUGGUCAGUCUGUCUCUUAGUCUAAUGCAAAUUAUGGACGUGGAUGAAAAGAAUCAGGUGCUAACUACAAACAUUUGGCUGCAAAUGUAUUGGAGUGAUUACUACCUGCAAUGGAAUGUCUCAGAAUACCCUGGGGUGAAAAAUGUGCGAUUCCCUGCAGAAAGGAUUUGGAAGCCCGAUAUUCUUUUAUAUAACAGUGCUGAUGAGAAGUUUGAUGCCACAUUUCAUACCAACAUCUUAGUGAGUUCAUCUGGACACUGUGAUUACUUGCCACCAGGUAUCUUCAAAAGUUCAUGUUACAUAGAUGUGCGCUGGUUUCCUUUUGACAUACAAAAGUGCAAACUAAAGUUUGGAUCCUGGACAUAUGAUGGCGGGUCUUUGGAUCUAGAAAUGAGAUCACCAGAUUUAUCUGAAUAUAUCUCCAAUGGAGAGUGGGAUCUUGUAGGAGUCGAUGGGAGCAGACAUGAAACUUUUUAUGAAUGUUGCAAGGAACCGUAUCCAGAUGUUACAUUUGUUAUUACUAUGAGACGGAGAACUCUUUAUUAUGGCCUCAAUCUUCUGAUUCCAUGUGUGAUCAUAUCUGCACUAGCCUUACUGGUUUUUCUGCUGCCUGCAGAUUCAGGGGAGAAAAUUUCACUAGGAAUAACAGUGUUGCUAUCUCUGACGGUAUUUAUGUUGCUUGUCGCAGAAAUUAUGCCGGCAACAUCAGAUUCUGUGCCACUGAUAGCCCAGUAUUUUGCCAGCACAAUGAUUAUUGUUGGUCUCUCAGUGAUCGUAACAGUGCUUGUACUGCAGUUUCAUCACCAUGAUCCUAAUGGAGGAAAAAUGCCAAAGUGGACGAGAAUCAUAUUGCUGAACUGGUGUGCAUGGUUUUUGCGCAUGAGGAGGCCCGGGGAAGAUAAAGUACGCUCUGCUUGCAAGCAUGAAGUGCACCGCUGCAGCUUGACCAGUGUGGAGCUGAACACCUCUAGUGCCCAGCAGACAACUAAUGGCAACAUGCACUACAGUGGAUAUCGCGGAAUGGGAGGCGCUCACUGCACUCCAACUACUGACUCUGGGGUGAUAUGUGGAAGAAUGACCUGCUCUUCUACAGAAGAAGACAAUAUUAUGCACACUGGACACUCCUCUGAUGCUGACCCAGAUUUAGCUAAGAUUUUAGAAGAAGUUCAGUAUAUUGCAAAUAGGUUUAGGGCACAGGAUGAAGAUGAAGCAGUCUGUAGUGAAUGGAAAUUUGCUGCCUCUGUGGUUGACCGCUUGUGCGUGAUGGCUUUUUCAAUCUUAAUUAUUCUUUUGACUAUUGGUAUAUUGAUGUCUGCUCCUAACUUCAUAGAAGCUGUGUCAAAAGACUUUGCUUAACUCAUAUAAAUAUAACUUUUAUGGCACUAUACUAUGUUUGUGCAUAUACAAUGCAUAAUUAUUUUACUUGCUUAUUCUUUUGUUGUACCACUAUUAUUUCUUGCAAAAUUCAAAUAAAGAAAAAUGGAGAUAAAGAGAAGACAAGGAUGGAGGGAGACAGAAAGUGAGAGAUAGAUGAAAGGGAUCAAGGGAAUAUAAAAACAUAGUUUUCUUGAGAUGUUUGGUAGAAUCGCAAUGAGAAGAAACCACAUUACACAAUAUAUAUGGUCAGCCUAUUAUGAAAAUGCUUCUUGAUGUUGUUCCAGGCUUUACCAUAAUGUUUGUUAUGUAUCCUGUGUUACAUAUGAUCAGGAAAAUCAUCUUAUGGUAUGCAAAAUAAUGGAGUGGAUUAAUUGUCAAUAAGGAAGACUAAGGAACUGAGAAAUUCUACCUGAACAGUAUCAAGUAUAAUACAAAGUUACAUGCUGAAAAAUCCAGGAGCUCAGAUAAAUGGUUGCACCAAAAAGAAAAAGUCCCAGUAAUAAAAUAUAUCAAGGUGUGACCAAAAUGAAGCCAUAUAAAUAGAUCAAUAGAUAAUUCACUGUACUAAGUGCUUUCACAGUAGCAUGACACUGCUUUUUCAGACUAGUCUGAAGAGAAAGAUAAAGAGAGUAGUCUGAAGAAGCAGUGUUACGGUACUGUGAAAGCAUUUACUACAAUAAAGUGUCUAUUGAUCUAUGUGGCUUUGUUUUGGUUUUACCUUUGACAAAUUCUAUUAAUGUAACAAAGUUAUAUUGACUUGCCCAGUAUCUUAACAUGCUUAGGGACUGAAUGUAGCAGGGCAAGUCAGAUUGUAUUCAGGCUGAACGUUUCAAAGUCUCAGCUUAGUGUCUCAGAUAAUUAGCUUCAUGAUUUGAUCAAUAAAUGUGCUGGCAUUCUUUUGGGGACACUAGAUGCAUUUCACCUUAAAAACAAAAAUAACAGAUAUUUUAGAUAUUUUUAGAACUGUUUUAUGGAACUUUCUCUUUCUGCCAGCCAAAAAUGAUGAUUUUGGUGGAAGAACUGUGGACAGUAGAUCAAUGAUGCGUAUCUAGUACUAGUAUAUGUAAUUUUUUAGAUUUUUUUAUCACUUUAGUUAAUGGGGAAAUUUAAUAGGAUAGAUACUCUAGUUAAUACCCAGGAUUGCAUUUAUUAAUGGCUGCCCAUGUCCAAGAUGGUUGUGGGUGCUAUCCCCGGUAAGAAUUUAUGGUGCUCCAUCCACUCAUCCAGGUUCCUGUUGAACAGUGCCAUAGAGCACAUAAAUUGGUAUCCUAUUCCAAAGAAGUGGUAAUCACUGCACAACUGCAUGGAGUUACUCCAUGUUCAGAGUACUGUGGGGAAGACCCCCAUUUAAGUCAUAGUGACUUAAGUAACAACUUAGACUGAGAACAGCUCUUUUGAAAUCUUGCUCCUUGUAUAACCCUAAUUAUAGAUAGGCUUUACACAAAAGUAAGCCACUUAUAUUGAAAACAGUUCUUAUGGAAUCUGGUUGAUUAUCUGCUUCACAAAUUACAACAAAUUUAAAUUAAAAUUAAAAUUAAAACAUCAAAAGAAUAUGACAGUAGCAAGUGAGAAAGGAAUAUCAAAAGCAAGGGAUUUUUGACAUCUCUUCUUCUGGGUGGCACUAAAUUUUUUAUUGCCAUUGGUAAAAUAUGAAUUUGCUAUAUAGGAAAGAAGUGGAAAAUCAAUAUAAAAUGUACAUGUUAUUGUUUUAUUUGAUUUUUUUCAAAUUUGUAUCUGUGAUUAUAACUGUCAUUUUAUUGGCCAUUGUACCUGUACCUAUUUAAGUCCACAUCAUAAAAAAUUUCAAGACGUGAUAAAAUGUUCAAAUAUUUGCUCAUUUUCAUAUUUUUAUAAUUAAUAAUAUUCAACAAAAAAUGUGAGAAGAUGAAGGGCAGAAAAAGAAGUAGAGCAGAGAGAUGGAGAAAAAAAGACAAUGAGAAAGAGGAAGAUGAAGAGAUGAAAUGAAAGAGCUAAAUAAAAAUACAUUAAAAGUAUGUGAAAGUUUUAAAUAAAUUAGUACAUCUGAAGAAUUUACCCAAUUUAGAAAUUAUUAAAACAUUAAUGAAGCUGUAGCUAAUUUAUAUGGCACAAGAUUUCAGGACAUUGUUGUGAUGAGACCAGUCAUAUUAUCAGAAAACCAAGAUGUAUAGAACAUAUAAAACAGUUAACAACUUAGUAUUUUAUAUAUUAGGUUUAGUGAGGGAAGGAAUAACAGUGUCUUGAAAGACAUACAAGUAAUACAUCCUCCAACAGUACAGCAAUUGUUCAAACUGCAUUGGAAAUGGAAUUAAAGACUUGAGUAUAAAUUAUACUUAGCAUAAAUGUUAAUCAGUUCAAUGUGCCUUUAUGUGUUCUGCAUAUUGUGAAUUUGCUGGUAGCUCUGCAAUGCAUUCAUUAUGAGAAUAAACUUACUGUGCUCAAUACAUAACAUAAGCAAAAUUAUUCUUAAAUCAUAAAUUUAGCACUGUAGCAGUUCUGAAUUAGUAAUUACAGAGUAAUGCAAAGAAUAUUGUAAAAUCAAGAGAUCCGUCAUUUAUACUAGCCCGUAUAACUUGUAUACUAUAUUUCAGCAAUGAAACCUUAAUACUUUGGAAGAUAGAAAUAAUAUAAACAAGGCCUGAAAAAUAACUUCAUUGUCUAAUGACUCUUUAGCAUAACCAUGUCAUUUACUAAAGUAGUCCAUAAGAGUUGCAUCUGUAGUUGUCAUCAUGUCAUAACAGACUUUCAAAACAAUGUAAAGGGCAAUGGAAUUCAAAAAAAAAAAAAUAUGUGGGCAUUUAUACAAAAUCUAUUGUCAGCAGACUCAUAUCAAAAUUAUUAGGGUUUCUGGAAGAUAUUAGAAUAUGCCAGGGAUAGAUGUUAAAGCGAAUUCCUUGCUUGAAAUCAUUAUUAAUGACGUAGUCUGCUCCAAAGUAAGGAGUAGAGAUAAUCAUUAAUUGUUGAGCAAAGCAUAUUCUAACAAUAUAUAUAGGUACUGUUAAGAAAUAAAAAUAUUCUUGAGAUAGAAAAAUCCUCACAAAUAUUUUAAAAGUAUAUUAUGGCACUGGACUUUUCAAGGUUUACAACUGAGGUAAGAGAAAAGCACAUACCGUUUAAGGGCUGACUGUAAUAUAUGUUGUUCUUAUAGUGCUCAACUCUGUAGUGUUUUGAUGAAGAUUAUCUCCUUGCUAAUUGUGCUGAAGUCAAACUAUUGGCACAGUGACAGAAAAGAAAGUAAAAAAGAGUGACAGAAUAAAUAUUAGCAGCAUAUCAUAUCAUAAUGAACAGUAUAAAAGAGCUAUUUAUAUGUGCUCAGUGUGGGGAAGACCUUUAGCUGACUGUAUGUUAAAUGUACAUCAGCAGGUGUGAAUUAAUUUUGCUAAUAUCCCCUUAAGUUAUGGAAAUAAUGUUAACUAAUAGAUUGUUUAUACUAAACACUGCCCUGUUUAUAUUAUCUCUCUUUAAAGACUUUCACAUUCUGUUAGUUGAAAACCAAUUUUAACAAGUGUCUUAAACUUUCGACUACUCAUAUGGGAAAAUAAUAAAAUUAUAUUGUGACUUUUUUACCUUACUCUUUAAUUAAUUAUUCUGUGUUUAUGAUCACCUUCAUAUUCUUCUGUAGUGGUCAUUGCUGUUAGACAAAGGUGCAAAAUUCAUCUUUUUCUCCAGCACAGCAAACCUGUGUAUCUACCAGUGAGAUAGUAAUACAAGACUAAAUUUAAUAAUGUGGCAUAUAUGAACUUGAUAAGGAAAUGUACUAUUCCACAUGAUGUGCUCCUGCUUAAUUCAUCUCCUUUGUAGCACAACACAGUGAUUGCUUUGUUUAUAUCAAACAAUCAUUCCAGUUCUCACUUGCCAUAUAAAACAUUUUUUUUCAUUUACCACAGAUAUUGAUGCAAAACAAAUUGUCACUUUAUGGUGUAUUUUUCUGUCUUGUGUCUUCGUCUGUAGCACUGUUUCUUGGCAGCAUGUGUGUUCCUCUUUUCUCAUCAAAGAAACAAAAAAGACAUUGGACUAAUAAAAGUCUUCAAAAUGGUUGACAUUUAAGUUUCUAGCAACAUUGCUAGGGAAAGGGAUGAUACUGUACAAAAACUGAGGAAUCUUUAUUGUUCACUGUAUAAUUCUGUAUACAAUGGGCCUGUAUUAUGCAAAAGCAACUGAAAGAUGCUUAAACAGUCCUUUCAGUCACAAGUCACAGAAAUUGAUAUGUUAAUUAUCAUUGUUUAUGGUAGUGGCAAUCCCACAUCAAAAGUGAACAGGGCAGCAUGCCUUAUAAAAAUGUUCCUUUGUUUUACAGAAAAAUGGAUCAAACAAAAUGACCAUGUACAAUAAACACACAAAUUUAAUUGAGAUUUAUAGUAACCACUUUCAUCCCUUUAAAAUAACUUCAUCAGAAAAGUCACACAAUACAAUCAAACUAGUUAUACACAAUUACCUAAAAUCACAUGAUGUUUACAAACCAAUGAUUUUAUAUAACUAAUGCUGCAAUCCCUAACUUCUUAAGAAGGCUUUGAAAUUUUUUUUAUCAUUCAAACCUGGAAAACAGCAAGCUUCUAACUUCAGCUGGUAUACAUAUUCUUUCUAAUCAAGAUUGUUUUCAGCUUCACAUCUAAUAUUAAAAUCUUUUACUCGAUCAAUGACAGAAAUAAGGCUUUUAUGGAUAGAUGCAUGACUACCAGUCAUGGUUUUCUUAAAAAAAUUUAAUCAUUUAUGUAAAAAAUAUGAUUCCUAUAAGCAUGCAUAGCUACUCUAAAGUUGUACACAUAGCACGGAAAAAUAGCCUUUUCUUUUCUGCAAGAAUAUCUUAUGACAAAGAAAAUAUGCAGAAAGAUAGUUUUACUUAUAUUAUGCAACUAAAGUUAUUAUACAUCUUCAAACAGGAUUAAACUGGCACAAGAAAGGAAUAAGAUAAUAUGUAAUGAUUUCAGCUCAGUACUAGAUGCUUCCUAAAAUGUUUUUAUUUUAAAAUAAAUUAAAGAGCAGUAAUCAUGGUAUGCCAUGACAAAUAUGAGCAUAGUGUGCCUUCACUUUCCAUUACUUAUAGACAAAGCCAACUGUGGAGGCGUUCUGCAGUAGGUAGCUGCUGGAAUCUACUCUUCUGCUUUUACUUAUUUGGAAAUAUGCUUCUCUCAUUCCUGCAAUUUGAAGUGCAGACAUCACGUCAGUGUAUGCCACUGCAUCUUGCAUCAGUUUUGAAGAUCAGGCCUGGCCCUUGCAUCCCCUCCAUUCUUUUCUGUCACUUACAUAAAUUGGAUCUUAGCCUUAACAUUCAUCAUGGAAACUUAUGUGUUUGAUGCCAAAUAAGCUGAAUCUUUAAGUUGUCCUGGGUUAACCAUUGGCCAUAAUCACCACAGAAACUGACUGUACUGCUUACUUGAGAUGAAUUAUGGCAAGUCCUCAAGCAAGUAUGAAUGCUUAACCUUAGAAACCCAUUGAUGAAGGAAGGAGAUAUCUGAAGCCUACCCUACUUCUUUAAAGAUGGCAACAUGAUGAAAUGAGAUGAAAGUACCCAGUAUAAGGACCAGCAGGAUGUUCCCGUUGUGCAAUUCCUGGAUGGUGAAGAGUAGCAUGAGAAAGUGAUAGGGCAGGAUACCAAACAAUGGCUCUCUUAACCUUAACUUCCUGUGACUUUGAGUCUACUUCAGAUAAACAAAACCCCACAUACCCGAAAAUGACAUAACCAAGAUGAAAAUACUGAAUUAACUGACACCACACAUCACUGAGAAUUUAGAGGGAAAGAAAGCGGUCAGCCACAAUCAGAAGUUUACCCUUUUCUUCACUAUAGUGCAAUCUCAGAGCUGGUAUAUUUAGUUAUGGGGAGUGAGGAGGAUGCAGCCCCCACAUUGGGGGGUGUGGAGGUUCCGAAUGGUUCAGUGUGUUUUUUUUGUGUGUGUUGGCCAGCUGCAUCCUUUCCCUGGGUAAAUUGUCGGCUAUGUGUGGAGUCAUUUUUAGUGUUGUUGUGUCAGUUUUUUCGUUUUUGGGUAUGUGGGUUUUCGAUUAUUUGAAUUAGACCCAUGAGUUUACCUUGUCCUUAUGCAUUACAGCUUCUUUUUAACUAGCGAGAUGUUGUGCUCACAUCCUAUUACCAUAGGUGAGAGAGAAAUGAUGGCUAUUGUCACAGCAGACAUACAGAAUGUAUGGUCUAAAGGAUAUGCACUAUCCUUCCCAUGUAGAACAUCCAGGUUAUUCUCCCACCCUGCUUACUUCCAUGGAUAGAGUCAUACAUUCUUCUACUGCAUACAUAGUGUUUGAACUACAGACCAAGGAAUGACCAUAUCAGGCCUUCCCUUGAACUCCUCAGGACCCAUUGGACAAAGUUUAGGACACUGUCAUGGGUCUUCCUAUGCACACAUGACUUACUACACAGCCCCAAACACUGUAUAGUCACUAGGUCUUUGACAUCUGGUGGAAACUACUCUCCCUCAGGUGCAGAACUACACCUUCAUGGAGCCUAGAUUUAUGCCAGUGUGACGCCCUGUACUUGCCAUUUCUUCAUAAUGCCACCUCUGACAACUGCUCCUAUGGGUGCUAGGACCAAGUGGUCCAAACUUUCUUGACACUCUCUUUUAUCUUGAGACUUUAGGCCAACUCACAAUGAAAACAGGAUGAGAAUGCAGUCUUCCUCCAUCUUGGUAUUGUGAAAAGUUGACUCUGUUGAUCACAAUGUGGUAAUUUCCCUGAUUGAUAAAGACAAUUCCUGUUGUUCCCGCCUUGAACGAUCUUCCGCUUUGGGGACAUGCACAGACUGAUAAUAUCUUACAAUGAAUAAUUGUAGAGCUUUUCUCCCGGGCCUCUACUGAAAAAGGGCAAUCAUCAACUCAGCUGGACAAACGUGGUCAACAAAUGUAAAAUAAAAUAAAAAUAAAUAAAUAAAAUAAUGGGUGUCAUCUCCCUAAAAUGCUUGAAUUGUUUUCUGGUCAAGAAGGAUGAGAGAUUUAUUAUACCCUACGGAUGGUAUAUUGAAGUAUGGCAUAUCGGCAGCCCCUACACAUCUAAACUCUGCUUUCUUACCUCUAAAAAUGGCAAAUGACUGUUACUUGUUCUUAGAUAAACACAGUAAGAUUCUGACAAAGCUUGCUUGGGGAACUGCUACCACAGCAUAUUUUGUGUGUAAUCAUAUCAGCUUGUAACAAGAACUUGAAGUAUACAAAAUAUAUAAUGUUUAGUCAAUAUUUUGCAACACCAAUUCCUACUCUUUUAAAAUUGUCAUAUUUUUAAAUGUUGUUAAUAGGUCUCAGGAUGUGGCUAUGACAAAGAAAACUGAAGGUGGGGGUGGCAAUAAAAUAAAGACAUUAGCUGGACCAGCAAAAGCAGUAGAAACAAAUCUAAAGCAUGAAAGAGAAAACCUGCUUUCUCCUCUUCAAGGCUCGGGCUUUGCUUUACAGACAAUGCUGCCAUGUUUGCUCUAGAGUAACACAUUGCCCAGGCUAUAGAAGUAAAUUAAAAAAAUUACCAUGCUGAUCCAAGACUAUAUUUAUUUUUAGAGAGUAUUCUUACAAUUUGAAGAUUCACAGAGUUCUGUACCUUGUUCAAUGUAUUUUAAUUUACUUAUUCCUGCAAAAAUAAUACUGUCCUAGGAUUAUUGAUAACUUCUUUUUUUUUCAAAAUAAGGCAUAAUUCAGUGGAAAAUAAUAAAAAGUGUGUUCAGCAUCUAGAAAUGAUUGGUUAGCAUCAGUAUAUGGGCUAUUUUAAUGCAAAGGUCAUUGCACAGACAUGCAAGUAGCGGCAAAGAUGCUGCCAAACAUUUGUGAUUGUUUACAUUUUGGAGUAGAAGAUUCCAUUAGUAUGACAAUUAAAGCUAGAAUAAUUCUGGCUGAAUUCAAAUGAUACAGCUGUAGAAUAAUCAUGUUAGCUUUAUUCAUUGAUUUUUAUACUGUGCCGAGGUUUCCGUACACCAUAUUAUGUUGAAUCCUGAUGAGGACUCAAAUCUUCAAGUUCAGCAAAUUACUGUUGGCGUGGUUUCUAAGUCACUAGCACUGAGUUAUUUUCCCUUUUUUUGAUAUUUUCUCUUUUGUUUUCCUUUGGCCACCAAAGAGUUUGUUUAACUAAGGUCAGGUGGUGAGAGAGUCACCCCCAUAUUUGGUGCACAGAUGGACUUCAUAGUUCUACUAUGAAAUAAUGAUUUCCUGAAAGCUGACAUUCCAAAAGAAUGGAAAAAAAUGUCAAAAUCCGAAAGGGUGAAAGACUUCUUUUUUCUUGUUUUUUUGCAAGGGGCAACCCCGCCACACCCCUCAAAGUUAUAUACAUCAUCUCCAUGUUCGCUUCAACUGGAAGAAGGGAGAGAUUUCCCUAAAGAAGUGAAUCAGUUCCAGCACACAAUGAUUUUCUCUGGGGAAAAAGCAUUUGGAGUUAAGCCAUUCAUCUUCUUGUUUUCUACAGGCUACUGACUCUCCAGCAAUUUUACCAUGAUCAUGUAUAGGGAAGCUAGACUUGACCCUUGGAGAAAAUGUUUACUUUUUUUGAGGAAAGUUGAGCUCCCAAUCUGUUGAACUUAACAGACUGAGUCAUGAUUAGACUGAAACAUUGAAACUUGAUAAUUCUUAGGUGAAACCUUUGCAAAAGGCAAACUUAUUGUUUGCAGAAUGACAGCUAGUAGAGCAAAGGUGAGCAAUAGAAGAACAAUACAGUUAAGUAGGACUUGUGGCACAUAAUGUUUUAUGAAUGAAUGAAAAACAAUGUGCCACACUUUCUGUUUUCCAUUAAAGUAGUGGCAAUUGUUUCAGUAAGAAUAAUAAAUGGUUUAUCUCAUAUGCAUGUUACAUUACAGCCCAAACUAUUACAUUUAAAGUCUGAUCAUAUGUUUGCAACAACCUAGCGAGAAAAAAAAAGAAAAUGCAGUCCCAUUGUCCACUGAACAAUUGCCUAAUGAAGGAGUUGUGUAUUGCACUUGUAUGACACUUUUUUGCAGAAUUAUCCAAACUCGAGGAUAUGCUGGUAGACAACGACGCUUGCAAACAAAAUAUGUAGAACAUGCUUAAUAUUUCUGCAACAUGAAUAUGAUAACAUGAAAACUACACUGUUAUGCGUGAUCGUGCAUUUCUGUACUUCCUGUACUUAGAAUAUUGCAGCUCAGUAAUUGAUCUGAUUGUAGUUCCGAUCACUAAGUAAAGCAGUUGUACAACACGAUAUAGAGGUGUUGCAAAUGCUAAGGACAUUUUAUUAGUUAAGUGCUAAUAUAUGUACAUUCCUUGUUCCUACAAGCCUACAGUUGUAGUUGUUAAUAACUCUAUAUGUACUCUACCUAUCUGUCUGGUAAUAGUUUAACUUGUCCAAUAAAUUAGAAUAAUGCUAAUUAUUUUUUUUUUCUUUUCCUUCAUUUCAGAUUGCUAUCUUAUAGUUCAUAUUUGGUAGAGAACAAGGAACUUUUGAUAUAUUUCUACUUUUUGUAUUGGCAUUUGUAUCAUUUUGUUUCUGAACACCUGGUGAAUUAUUAAACUUCACAAUAAAAGAAAUGUUUUACUAA